AUGUUCUGCGAGGGGCUCAGUACCUUGAAACCAAAGAUUGAUGGUACGGGAUACUAUGACCGAGUUGACAAACUGGAAAUCGGAGAUAUUCUAAGCACCUGUGUAGACACCGACAUUAGGUUCUCAGGCGGAGGACAGCUUUCGCCAACUACGCCAGACUACCAAUCAACUGCAGCACUGCAAGGGCUAUGCAUCCAGGCCAUUCGUCGCAGAUGGCAAUUGAGGAAGUCAAAAUGUGAAUGUGCCGCGCCGAGAAGCACAAAAGUCACGAAAUCCUUUGGCCUACCGCCUUUACACUGCCAAAUUCUAUGGAAAGAUUGGGGUUGCCAGGAUGCCACGGCUACUGACGAAAAGACAAUUUGGUUUCAAAUUGGACAUCAUCCAAUUCGCUUAAAGGUUCAAUACGUGGUCACAUGGGAAUAUUAUGACGGCGACAACUUGCCUCUUGCCCGCCUACGGUUGCAGGAAUGCUCCUAUAUAGUUUCCAACCUGGAACACGCACGAAAGGGAAUUAAUCUCGCAACCAAAUUGAGGCAAAUCGAGGCAUUAUCCGGUGGAACUUGGCCAAUCAUGGAAUCCAAUCAAGUAGAUUCAAGAAGGCCAUCAUCAAAUUCAUUUCUAGAUUUGAAUCGACCUCGCGUUAGACCUUCAUUUGUAAAGGGCGCCCAGAAGACUUGGUGCUUAUAA
Messenger RNA from Sclerotinia sclerotiorum 1980 UF-70, 687 nucleotides. RefSeq lists its product with no specific name. Bases 1 to 687 code for a protein of 228 amino acids. The record is from RefSeq and is a predicted model, not a curated record. Lineage: Eukaryota; Fungi; Ascomycota; Leotiomycetes; Helotiales; Sclerotiniaceae. The transcript is spliced from 6 exons.